Messenger RNA from Coffea arabica (coffee), 1032 nucleotides. NCBI's taxonomy places the organism in Eukaryota, Viridiplantae, Streptophyta, Magnoliopsida, Gentianales, Rubiaceae. The record is from RefSeq and is a predicted model, not a curated record.
AUGAAAGAUUUGAGGUACCCGGAUGAUCUCUAUGAUCGUAUAUGGGAAGUCCCUGACUACCAGCCUGACUGGGAAACAAUUAACACAGCUUCUUACAUUAGUGAAGAAUAUCUUGACAACGCCUAUAAACCUUCACCAAUCGUCAUGAGCACUGCAGUCAGGCCUGUGCAUGGAAGUUCGUUAGUGCUGUCUCAAAAUGUUGAUCGCAACCAACAAUUCUACUUGUACAUGCAUUUCCUCGAGGUGGAAGAUCUCCCAUCGACUCAAAUGAGGAAGUUUGUCAUAUUUGUGAACAAUAAAAUCUGGUCCUACCCUGUUGUUCCAGGCAGUGGUCCAAAUACUAUCUACAGCAAAUAUUCCGUGGGUAGUACUGAUACCCUACUAUUCUCAAUCAAUAAGACAAAUGAUUCUACACUUCCCCCAAUUCUCAAUGCCGUAGAGUUCUACAUUCCCAAGAAAUUCCCUAUCCUGCCCACAAAUCAAAGUGACGUUGACGCCAUGAUCAGCAUUAGGUCAACAUAUGGUGUAAAGAAAAAUUGGCAAGGAGAUCCAUGUGUACCCGAGGAGCUUAGGUGGGAUGGACUAGACUGCAACACCAAUGAUCAGGGUUUAUACAGAAUCAUUUCAAUGAACCUAUCCUUCAGCGGGUUAAAAGAUGAAAUCGCAUUCUCAUUGUCUAAACUUGAUUCACUCCAAAGCUUGGACAUGUCACACGAUGACUUGACAGGAACAAUCCCAGAUUUUUUGGCCAACAUGCCUUCCUUAAGAACAAUUAACUUAUCUGGAAACAAGCUGGAAGGCUCAGUCCCUGCACUUCUUCGUGAUAAAAUGAAAAACGGGGCAUUGGCACUCAGUUUGGAUGGAAACCCGGAUCUUUGUUUAUCAGGCCCUUGCAAGAAGAAGAAGUCUCAUAAGCAGAGAUUGAUCGUUAGCAUCGUUGUACCGACCAUAUCAUGUCUUCUUGGCAUAGUAAUCGCGGUUGCGAUUUUCAAGCACAGAAUAAAAGCCGCCUCAACGAAGGGUACUCCUUGA